Molecule: messenger RNA, 1779 nt
Organism: Engraulis encrasicolus (European anchovy)
Lineage: Eukaryota; Metazoa; Chordata; Actinopteri; Clupeiformes; Engraulidae
Gene: prrc1
Product: proline-rich coiled-coil 1
Exons: 9
Coding region: 108-1523 (471 amino acids)
Biological process (GO): activation of protein kinase A activity
Cellular component (GO): cytoplasm
Molecular function (GO): protein kinase A regulatory subunit binding
Source: RefSeq, a predicted model, not a curated record
UUUUCGACGGGGUCAGUGGUCUUCCAAAAGUCCAGAGUUUGCUGGAUAAACACAGAUUUCAGUCUACUUGUUUUCACUAACUAACUGUUACCAGAAAGUGAGGGAAGAUGAUGGAAGAGAGUGGAAUAGAGACCACCCCGCCCAGCACCCCCACCCCUCCGCCCAGUGUGGCCUCCUCAGUCAGCUCCCCUCCUCCUCUGACCAUCGGUCUAUCAAGCCCCAUGCCCCUGCCCAGCACCGUGGGGCUCUCCUCCUCCUUCUCCAGCCCCACCCCACUGCCCCCCAUGGGGGGAAUAGGAUCACCAGCAGCAGCAGCAGCGGUGACGGCCACCACCUCCCUGCCCCCCAUCCAGCCCUCCCUCGGCCCUCCCUUCAGCAGCCCCCUGGUCUCCUCCGCCGCCUCCCCCAUCAACCCCCCACCCUUCAUGGGCACGCCGUACACCUCCAGUCCCAUGGUGCCUUUCUCCUCCCCCUCCUCCUUCUCCUCCGUGGGUGCUCCUCCGCCCCCUAUGGGAGGUGGUGGUGUUGGGGUGCCGAGUGUCGGAGGCGGAGCGGCCACCUCCCCUCCCCCAGUCGGCCCGCCCACGACCGGCUUCAGCAUGAGCGCAGGAUAUGACAUCACCAGAGGGCACGCGGGCCGCACACCCCAGACGCCACUCAUGCCCAGCUUCUCCAGUGCCCCGCCCAUGCCAGGCGUCAUGACCAAUCCCAUGAUGCAACAGCCGGUGACGUCGGGCGGCCUGGAGGUGACGUCCCCCAUCACGUUCCCCGAGGACCAGGAGGACCCGCGUGUCGCUGAGAACCCCAACGCCGGCGGAGGCAUCUGGGGCUUCUUCAAGGGUGUGGCAGGGAACCACAUGGUGAAGACAGUGCUGGAUAAGACGAAGCACUCUGUAGAGUCCAUGAUCACCACUCUGGAUCCAGGCAUGGCUCCCUACAUCAAGUCGGGUGGUGAUGUGGACAUCGUGGUGACGUCUGAUAAGGAGGUGAAGGUGGGUGCGGUGCGCGAUGCCUUCCAGGAGGUGUUUGGUAUGGCCAUGGUGACCGGGGAGGCGGGCCAGUCCAACAUCGCCCCCCAGCCUGUUGGCUACGCCGCCGGAGUCAAGGGUGCCCAGGAGCGUAUUGACGGCCUGCGUCGCGGCGGCAUCAUUCACGAGAAGCAGCCCGUGGUCUCAGUGGAGAACUUCAUCGCAGAGCUCUUCCCAGACAAGUGGUUUGACAUAGGCUGCCUGAUCCUGGAUGACCCGAGCAAUGGGGUGCACCUGGAGACCUUCACCCAGGCCACACCGGUCGCUCUGGAGCACGUGCAGCAGGCCCAGUCCCUGACCCCUCCGGACUACAACCUGCGCUGGUCGGGGCUGUCGGUGACGGUGGGCGAGGUGCUGGAGAGGAACCUGCCGCACGUCAGCCGUACAGACUGGCACCAGGCCUUCACAGGCAUGUCCCGUCGACAGAUGAUCUUCGGCGCCGCCAAGGCCCUGGCGGGCAUGUACAAGCAGCGUCUGCCCCCCAGGACACAAUAAAAAAAGUCUUUCCCCCGCCCCCUCAUGACCCUCCCCUUCCAGUCGACGCCCCUCAGUGUGCCAGCCUGCCCUUCGCAAGUGACUACACCCUAGAAAGCCACCCUAGAAGUCCUCACAGGCCUCUGCCAUGCCAGAGAGGUCCUAGUGGUGGGUGGAGGAAGGAGGAGGGAGGGGUGACAGUGUACGUACUAUUGCCAAGCACCCACCCAGUGUAUCCCGGAAGCCUUUUCUCUACAGUAUGUACGUGUGUUGGUUG